Exserohilum turcica Et28A is the source of this 1872-nucleotide messenger RNA. RefSeq lists its product as uncharacterized. The record is from RefSeq and is a predicted model, not a curated record. The transcript has 5 exons. Gene Ontology annotation, biological process: DNA-templated transcription; regulation of DNA-templated transcription. Lineage: Eukaryota; Fungi; Ascomycota; Dothideomycetes; Pleosporales; Pleosporaceae. The annotation marks the transcript as partial. Gene Ontology annotation, molecular function: DNA-binding transcription factor activity, RNA polymerase II-specific; DNA binding; zinc ion binding.
AUGGCCGAGGUCCCACUCCGUCGUGCACAUACAUUUCAGGAUGAAAUUGCGGAUACCACUACUGCUGGUCGGAGGAAACAGUCACAGACACAGCGUCAGCUCCUCUCUUGUACAAAGUGUAGAGAGCGCAAGGUGAAGUGCGAUCGUACAAAACCAUGUUCGGCGUGUUGCGCUCGUGGCCUUCCUCGCGACUGCCACUUCAUAGCUGAAGACGGAAACUACACCCCCAUCCAACAAAGUUACGAACUACGCAAACUACGCGCCGAGAAUCUCCAACUCAAAGAACGGUUUCGAGCUCUCAGUAUUCCGACCCAUGACGAGGAAUCUGAUCCGCCUACAUGCUUCGACUCGCAGUUGGACAACGGGCUCGGUUCAGGUCGAAAACGGCGUGCCAUGAAACAGAAGCGACUACAAAAUCCAGGGUGGCAAGACAGCAUCUACUUCGGCUCGCCUGGGAUAGCCACUGUCAUCAGCGAUUUUGCAGCAGUCAAUGUCGAUAGCCCUGCGACAUUGGCGCACCUAUUGCCCCGCCAUAUUGACCUGUUCGCAUCAGAGGAUUCUCCAACAUAUGUGUUUGCAACACUCUUUAGCGCAUCUCCUGAUGAAUGCAUCCCGCAGCUGCUCAGUUGCCUGCCUGCAAAGCACGAGCUAUCAGAGUAUUUGGACACAUUUGAAAACCUUGUGAGCAUCCAAAUGCCCGCAACACUAUCAAGAACUGAGGUAGAACGCUUCUUAUCUGAUGUCAAAAGCAACUCCCAGUCGUGUCCAACAAUGUUAGCACUACUCUUAACAGUGAUUGCCCUAGGCGCUCAACACUCGACCUGGGGGAAGGGUGGUGAAUGCUAUCCUGCCAAGGUCAAAGCCGAGGCCCAAAAAGGCAACGUUUACAUUGCCGCCGCAUUUCAAGCUUUACGAUUGGCUUCAUUCUUGCACAAGCCGUCUCUUCUCGCCGUCCAAGUACUUAUUUUGGUUGGGAAAUUCUUGACCAAUAGUGGAAGAUUCCUGGAUGCCUUCACACUUUUCGGCAUGACCAUCAGAAUGGCUUACGCAAUUGGUCUCCAUUGUCAUCCGAAAUACCUCGAACCUGCCCCCCCGACUCAGACCGAACUUGCAACAAGACAAAAGAUAUGGUGGUACAUGCUAAGGAUUGACGAGGAAUACUCGAUGACGUUUGGGCGACCGCUAGGAAUCAGUAGCAUCGGAACUUGUUGCUGGCCGCAGGAACUUACGACAGACCCUAUCGUGCGGCGCUUUGGAGAAUUUAUGGCACAGUUUACCGUGCUAGCCAGACAGAUUCUAAGCAGCGACCGCUUGAUUAAUCUUCGAAUUGAUGAGCUUACAGAUGCGCUUCGGCGGUUACUGGAUACGAUACCUGAGAUACUUCAGUUCAACGCUGCUUGGAACCGUCCUGAAAACACAUCAUCACAUGAGCUCUGGCCGUUGAUGAACAUGGCUGCUGGACAACAGGCAUUCAACAGCUGCAUGCUCCUUGUAUCCGAUGCGAUAGAGCACUGUAGAAUCACCGAUGGCGCUUUGAAAGUCGAACAAAGCUUAGUCAUAUUCAAGGAACUUGGCGAGAAUAACGUGCACAGACUCGCACAAUAUGCAACCGAAAAAAUCAGUUCGUGUUUGAAGACGCUGUACGACAUUGUUGCGCAAUCGCCCCACAACAAGAGUGAGGCUCGCAGUCGGCAAGAAAAACGCACCGCCAUACCGGGAUCCAGGAAAAGUGAGGCAACACAAGCCUUGGCUACAGUAGGAAACGUGAUGGGUCACACUGGGAUGCAGCUCCUGGAAGACUGUGGCUUACAAGCUUCCGUCCAGGAGGCCUUCGCUCCUAUGAACUGGAAUACAGCAGGGUUACUCACGGAC